CAGUGCGACGUGCUUUGGGGAAGUUGAUGGCGUUAUAUAAAGGCAAAUAGUUUUUGCCGUUAUCUGUACCCGAUGUGGCAUUAGGAAGCUGGGUUUCUGCCCUGCAGCAUCGUAUGAAUUAAGAGCUGAGCCCCGCUCUUUAGGUCUCUAUUUCCCUCCUGCAAUGUAGGUUUGACUUCUCUGCCUUGUCCCCACGUAAUCCCAGGCCCGGGACACAGGAAGCAGGGACAGACUGAAGAGGAAGCUCUGAAUAAAAGGCUGCUCCUCCUGCAGUCCGGGAUGUGGCAAACACGACUAUUCCUCAUUGCACUCGUUUCUAUUCAGCCAUGCUGUAUGUCUGGAAGGUUCACUUUUCUCCGUCAAAUGUUUAAGGAUGUCAAAGUUUCUACACCCUCACUAGUAGACCCUGGGAAACCCCUCUUUCUCACUCCGUAUCUGGAAUCUGGAGAAAUUGAGAAAGCUAGAGAAUUGAGUUUGGUCAGCCCACGAGAAGGCCCAGUUGUGAAGAGCUACUCUGGUUUUUUGACAGUGAAUAAGACCUACAACAGCAACCUUUUCUUCUGGUUUUUCCCUGCACAGACACUUCCACAGAGUGCCCCUGUAUUGCUGUGGCUUCAAGGUGGCCCAGGAGGCUCAUCAUUGUUUGGGCUAUUUGUUGAACAUGGGCCAUAUGUUGUCACUAAAAAUCUAACAUUGGAAGCACGAAAGGUACCAUGGUCUUCGAAGUAUUCAAUGCUGUAUAUCGACAAUCCCGUUGGCACUGGCUUCAGCUUUACUGACCAUGAUGAAGGCUAUGCACAAAAUGAAGACGAUGUAGGAAGGGACCUGUACAGCGCCCUUAUCCAGUUCUUUCAGAUAUUCUAUGAAUAUCAGCAGAAUGACUUCUAUGCUACAGGAGAGUCCUAUGCAGGAAAGUAUGUGCCUGCAAUUGGUUAUUAUAUUCAUACCCACAAUCCUACUGCUAAAGUGAAGAUCAACUUCAAGGGAAUGGCUAUUGGCGAUGGUCUGAGUGAUCCCGAAGUAAUGUUAGGUGGUUAUGCAGAGUUCAUGUACCAGAUUGGGAUCAUCGAUGAGAAACAAAAGCAGUACAUCCAGCAGCAGACAGACAUAGCAGUGCAUUACAUCCAACAGAAGAAAUGGAGGGAAGCCUUUGAAGUGUUUGAUACUUUGUUGAAUGGUGAUACAACUGAAAAUCCAUCCUUCUACAAGAAUAUCACAGGGUGUGCCAACUAUUACAAUUUUCUGCAGUGCACAGAGCCCUUGGAUCAAAGUUACUUUGGUAACUAUUUAUCACGGCCUGAAGUGAGAAACUCGAUUCAUGUGGGAAAUCUGACCUUCCAUGAUGGAUCAGAAGUGGAGAAAUAUCUUUUAAAUGAUUUUAUGCAAUCAGUGAAGCCAUGGGUAGCCAUAUUAAUGAAUAAUUAUAGGGUAUUGAUGUAUAGCGGACAACUUGAUAUAAUUGUGGCAGCUCCUUUAACUGAACGUUUUCUGCUUACUGUGCCAUGGUCCAGAGCUGAAGAAUUCAAAAAUGCAAAGAGAAACUUUUGGUUCAUCAAUCCCAAUGACACUGAAGUGGCUGGCUAUGUUCGAAACGUUGGUGACUUUUAUCAGGUAAUUAUACGAGGUGGAGGACACAUCUUGCCUUACGACCAACCUGAAAGAGCAUUUGACAUGAUUGACCGUUUCAUAUCCAGAAAAGGACAAUUCCUUUGAAUUGUAUUGUGGAAUCAAAUGUCUCUGAUUUUUAGAUUAUGAUAUCACAUGCUUUAAAUGAGAGGAAAAAGUAUAAGAGCAUGCAGAACUUUACUUUCAUCUCUCGAUAGUAAUUUUAUGCGAGGAGCAGAGACCAGAACUAAUGUCAUUGACCUGGAACAUUAACUUUGCUUCUCUCACCACAGACAAUACAUGUGUUGCUGAGUAUUUCCAGCAUUUUUUUUUGCUUUUUUUUUUAAGGUUUUCAGUUUUAAUUUCAGAUUUUAAGUUUCUGUGGUAUUUUGCUUUUGUAAAAGUAUUAAAAAGUGAUGAUUUGAUGUAAUUUUGAUUUGAUAUAAUUUUUAAUACAAGUUCUUCCAAAACACAAAAUAAAUUGAGAAAUAAAUUAUUUGAUAUUGUUGAUUCAUAAUGUGUGAUAAUUUGAUAUCUGCAUAUGAAAUGUUACCCAAGGGUAACUUCUGUUAAAAUGUCAAUGACCACUUUCUCAAUGGGAGAAAAAAAAAGCAGACUUUGAGUAAACCGAUUUCAGAUUUACAAAGAAGCCUUUUUUUGUGGUUGAAUAUAAGAAUUUAUUUUCUUUUCUUUGGAGAAAGCUAUAUUUGUAAGAAUUAGUCAAUUUAAUCCUUGGUGAUCUGAAACAUCUACCCUCUGUAUUUAUGUUAAAAAAAACUAAUAGAAUGAAAGGAAAUAUUAAGUAGAUGAGAAGAAAACCAUUGAAAGGUGGGAUCUUUUAUCGAUAACCAGGGCUGUAUUUUACUUGCAUAAGGGGAUAUUAAAUAAGCUUAAUAAAUGUUUGUCUUGUUU
This is a messenger RNA of Rhincodon typus (whale shark), 2517 nucleotides long. It is a transcript of the gene cpvl, whose product is annotated as carboxypeptidase vitellogenic like. The coding region runs from base 280 to 1713 and encodes 477 amino acids. Gene Ontology annotation, biological process: proteolysis. The record is from RefSeq and is a predicted model, not a curated record. Gene Ontology annotation, molecular function: serine-type carboxypeptidase activity. Lineage: Eukaryota; Metazoa; Chordata; Chondrichthyes; Orectolobiformes; Rhincodontidae. The transcript is spliced from 13 exons.